UUUAGGGCGAGGGAUCUUCGGCCGAGGGAGGAAAGGGGCCUCGCUGAGGGCAAAGCCGGGGGGGGGGCCGCGGGCGCGGCGGCGGCGAUAAGGGCCGCCAGCGGGUGCCCCCGCCCCGCCGGGAAGCAGGCGCUAGGGGCAGCGCGACGCCCUCGGCCCGGGGACCGCGGCCUCCCGCCCUCCCCUCGGGCCGCCCUCCCCUCUCCUGGCCGCGGGGAGGAUGCGGAGGCAGCGGGGCCACACAGCACCUAGGGGCGCGGAGGCGGCGGCGGGGACAUGAGUCCGGGGGGCGGCCGGGCGCUGGGGCCGCUCUUGCUGCUGCUGCUGGCGCUGCCGCAGUGCGUGGGGCGGUGGCGGGCAGUUGUGAACAGAUCCAUUCCAGAUGUCUGUGCAACUUGCCACAUUCAUGCUACAUGUCAUCAAAUUGAAGGAAAAAGUGUCUGCAUCUGUAAUUAUGGAUUUGUAGGCAAUGGAAGAACCCAUUGUCAAGAUAAAGAUGAAUGCCAGAUUGGAGCCAGCAAGAUCUGUGGAAAUCAUACAUUGUGUCAUAAUACACACGGAAGUUUUUACUGUGUUUGCCUUGAUGGAUACCGAGCCUCCAACAACAACAAGACAUUUAUUCCCAAUGAUGGCACUAACUGUACAGAUAUAGAUGAAUGUGAGGAGUCUGGGCUCUGUGGUCCCAAUGCAAGCUGCAUGAAUACUGAAGGAAGCUACAAGUGUUACUGCAAUGAUGGUUAUAAAUUAGAAAAUGGAGAGCAUUCUUUUCAUCCAGAUGAAAAUAUAGUUUCAUGCAAAGAAAUUGGAUGUGGUUCACCUCCUGAAAUGAAGCAUGGCUACAUUGUAGGGAACUACAGCUUGCUACCAGGAAGUGCAGUUCAUUAUGAAUGUAAAGAAGGGUUUUACAGCAACGAGGGGAAGUUCUCAUAUUGCACUGCAAACGAAACUUGGGAACCUUCCACUUUAAGCUGUAAAGGUGUGGAUUGUGGGGUUCCACCUUCUGUUUUAAAUGCACAUCCAGUAUUUGUAACUGGGACCACAUAUGGAAGUGAAGUUAUUUAUAGUUGUGUCGAUGGUUACUUUGUUGCAAGCGGCAAUCAGACUGCAGUCUGCAAUGCCAGAGGACAGUGGGAUGGCACUGAUUUGGUGUGCAAAGAAAUAGACUGUGGCAAACCUUUGCUGAUUCCACACACAGAAAUGACCUGGGACAACUCUACCACUCUGUGGAGCAGAGUGUACUAUCAGUGUAAAGACGGAUAUUAUUCUAAUGGAGACAGGAAUUUUUCAGAAUGCACAACAGAUCAGUCAUGGGAGAAUAUUACGUACAUAUGCAAAGAGGAGGAAUUACUAAGUAAUUUGUCCAUAUUCAAUGAAACCUGUGUGAAGUGGCGAAGGAAAACUGGAAGGCUGGGCUUGCAGGAAACAUACACAUUUCACUUAUUGGGCCAAAGAUGGGAUGAGAAGACGUUCUCAGAAGAUGUGAUAUUUAACAUCACUACAAGUGAAGAUAAUCCAAAGGUGUGUUUAGAUCUUAACCCUGGCAGUAACUAUGUGGUGAAUAUUACGGCCAUCUCUUCCAGAAACACCAUUGUCUCAGUUACAGUUGCAGUUCAAACAAAGGUAAAGGAAGCUUUCAAUAAUGUAUUAAUUUUUAAUGAUACCUGCUUGAAAUGGCAGAGAACUGUCAGGGGAACUGAUGUGGAAGACAGAUACUCAUUUCAUGUGCAAGGCCAGCGUUGGUAUCAGAAGGAGUUCUUUCAUGAAAUGACCUUUGACCUUACCACACACAAGCAGGCUCCAGAAGUUUGUUUUGAUUUGCAGCCAGGCACCAACUACUCUGUUAAUAUUUCCAUGGUAGCUUUGAAUUUUUCACUGCUCGUUUCCAUGACAACACAAAUCACAGAUCCCCCUUUCCCAGACAUAGAAUUUGUUGCAGUAAAAGGUUCUGCACCCUUGCUCAGACUACGGAAAGCAGAAGAUCAAAAUGGACCGAUCAGUCUUUAUCAAGUGAUUGUUCUUCCUCUGGGUUUGCAAAGCACUUUUAUUUGUGACUCCUUUGCUGCUGCAGCUUUCUUUAGUAACACCACUGAUGUUAAAGGAUAUGUGGCAGCUGAAUUUCAGGCGAAGGAUGUUGCUGAUAACAUGUCCAUUGCUCUUGGAGACAGACAUUACUACGGGAAGUUUUAUAAUGCUCCUUUAAAGCUGGGAGAAGAGUAUUGUGUUUUUUUGAGAAUAAUAAGUGAGUGGAAUAAGGUGAGGACACAGUCCUGUGCUGUCUGGGCACAAAUUAAAAAUUUAUCACCCACUCUGCAAUACAUGAGUGCUGUUGGAUUAGGGUCAGUUGCUGCUGUCUGCCUUAUACUGUUCCUGUCAUUCUCAGUGGCACGGGGCAGUAACUUUAUGACUGUCUUCCUUUCAAAGCGCUUAUCUCCACAGCACAGUGCGCUUCCCACCUGCUGCUUUUGCCUGUGAGGCUGUACAUUUAUCUGCUACAAUGGAUGUGGCACAAACAGGGAUUACAUCAUCAUUCCUAGAGACUGAAAAUGUCUCUCGCCUCUGAUGUGUUAUCCCCUGAAGUCAGCGUAGAGAGAAUGCACUCUUCUUACCAAAGCCAGCAUCUGUCGGGUAUGGACGUAUCUGCAUGGUACAUAUGUACUAUAGCAUGGGCAGCUGAAAUGUGUUUGUUACUGGAAGUGAGAUAUUUAUUGUGUCCCCUUGUGUCUGGAUGGUGUGGUUAUGCAGAGGGGAACCUUCUCUCACAAACAGGUUUGUGUCAGAGACAUUAGCAUCCACCCAGUGUGUUGGCCACAGGUUUUCAUCUAUUCCAGCCACAUGAAUGCCUGAUAAUGAGGGUCUGUAUUGUACUUCAUUACACGAAUAAUUCCUUGAUCAAGAUGAGACUGCCUGAGGAUCAACUGCUACUUUAGAUACCUUGGUAAACUGGUCCAUUGUAAGAGAAAAUCCAGAUCAACCCUUAUAUCAGAUAAAGUACCUAUUGUAUUUCCAAGUAUAAAGGUAGAAGACUUUCAUCAGUCACUUAAAUGUAAUGGUACUUCAAGAGCAAGUACAGAGUUAGCCAUGAAAUUGUCACACUUAAAUAUUGUCAGUAGCAGGUGUGUUCCAGAGAUACUGCAAUCAUUGCUCAUAACAAUUAGCAAUUAUUGCAAAUAAUAUAACAAUAUAUAAAAUUUGCCAAAAAGCUGAGCAACUUUAGUGGCAUGUGAAACUAAAUAAGGAGCUACCUGUGUUAAGUGCAGUUUUGUUAAUCUCUGUUCUGUAAUUAAGCUGAGUAAAGCCAUUAAAUUAUUGUCUGGUUAAUGAGCUGUAUGUAACAUCUGGUUAGAGUAACUUAAUGAAGUACAAUUAACCAAUUUCCUACGGUAUACUUUCAGUUAAUAUUUUUUCCUUCUGUAAGAAAAAAGCAAGUACAUUUGAUGACUUCCACUCCUGUUCAGAAGUUGCUUUGUGAUAUAUUAGCAAAAUCAUUCUGUUAUGGUGAAAUAAAAAAGCAAUAGUUCUGUUUUUUA
Falco peregrinus (peregrine falcon) is the source of this 3527-nucleotide messenger RNA. RefSeq names its product sushi domain containing 1 (gene SUSD1). The transcript has 17 exons. The coding region runs from base 277 to 2472 and encodes 731 amino acids. Lineage: Eukaryota; Metazoa; Chordata; Aves; Falconiformes; Falconidae. The record is from RefSeq and is a predicted model, not a curated record. Gene Ontology annotation, molecular function: protein binding; calcium ion binding.